This is a messenger RNA of Lottia gigantea (owl limpet), 3747 nucleotides long. RefSeq lists its product as hypothetical. NCBI's taxonomy places the organism in Eukaryota, Metazoa, Mollusca, Gastropoda, Lottiidae. Gene Ontology annotation, biological process: carbohydrate metabolic process. The transcript has 22 exons. The record is from RefSeq and is a predicted model, not a curated record. Gene Ontology annotation, molecular function: beta-glucosidase activity. The annotation marks the transcript as partial.
GGUAAAAUUGGAAUCACCGUUGAUAUCCAAUGGGGUUAUCCUAAGACAAACAAGUCGGAGGAUGUAGAUGCAGCAAAACGAGCCGUGGAUUUUAGAUUGGGCUGGUUUUUACACCCACUGGUGUAUGGGUAUUACCCACCAUCCAUGAGGUCAGCAGUAGAUAGGAAAAGUACACAACAAGGUUUACCACAUUCUAGGUUACCAAAUUUUACUGCGUCCGAACAACAAUUGAUAACAGGGGCGUUUGAUUUCAUUGGUAUAAACCAAUACACAACCUAUUUAGUAGAAUAUAAGAAGUUAUCAGAUACUGUACCAGGUUAUUAUAAUGAUCAGGAUGCUGUUUUUGGUUUCGAUCCAGAAUGGCCCAAAGGUUACCCAGCCAGUGAUUUCCCAAGUGUACCAUGGGGUAUGAGGUUUGUAUUGGAACAUGUAAGAGAUACAUAUAAGAACCCAGAGGUGAUCAUCACAGAAAGUGGGUUUGUGGACAAUGGAACAAUGCAGGAUCAAAACCGAAUAGAAUGUAUCAGAAAUUACAGUAACAACGUUCUUCAAGCUAUUAAUAAUGGAUGUAACGUAAAAGGAUAUUUUGUUUGGACUCUCAUGGAUGAUUUUGAAUGGGUUGAUUAUAUAAAGAAAUUUGGCCUGUACUACGUCAAUUUCGAUGAUCCUGAACGAACCAGAUACCCACGACCAUCUGCCUUCUUCUACUCCAAAUUGAUCCAGACUAGAGGCUUUGAUAAAGAUAUUCUAAAUUUCAGAGCAUGUUACCACAAUCCCAGUGAUGUAGACAAAAUACUUUUGUGGAAAGUUCGAAGCAGCUAUAAUCUUUUAAGAAAUUUGCAAAUAUGUUUCAGGAAUUUUAGUCAUCCUAAGGGAAGAGACGAAUUUGUUUAUGGCACGUUUCCACCAGGGUUUGAAUGGGGUUUGGCUACAUCAGCUUAUCAAAUAGAGGGUGGGUGGAAUGCUGAUGGAAAAGGUCCAAGUAUUUGGGAUGUCUUCGUUCAUUCAUCUGGUAAGAUCAACCAAAAUCAAACCGGAGACGUAUCAUGUGAUAGCUACCAUCAAUAUAAAGCUGAUGUACAAUUGUUACACAAUGUUGGAGUAACUGUCUACAGGUUUUCAAUCUCGUGGCCACGGUUAAUGCCUGAUGGUACUCCUGCAAGUUUAAAUCAAGCCGGUGUAGACUAUUAUAAUAAUUUGAUUAAUGAGCUCAUCAAGUACAAUAUUAAACCUUUUGUCACUUUAUACCACUGGGAUCUACCACAAGCUCUUCAAACCAAAUAUGGUGGCUGGCUGAAUGAUUCCGUUGUAGAUGAUUUCCGAAAUUAUGCUGAUAAAUGCUUUGAACUAUUUGGAGAUCGUGUCAAGAUGUGGUUAACCCAUAAUGAACCACCAGUAACAUGUAGCAGUGGUUAUGAAUAUGGCAAUUUUGCUCCUGGAAUACAUCAACCGGGUUUUGGUGCCUAUCGGUGCUCGUAUAAUCUUAUCAAAUCUCAUGCAGCCGCUUACCAUACCUAUGAUAGUAAAUAUAGAGCUAAACAGGGAGGGCAUAUUGGAAUCACACUUAACGUUGAUUGGAUGGAACCAAUGACAGAAUCUCCAGACGACUUGUAUGCUUCUUACAGAGCAUUAGAUUUUUUGUUGGGAUGGUUUGCUAACGCCAUAUUAGAUAAUGGCGAUUACCCAGACGUUAUGAAGAUGUAUGUUGGUGAAAAGAGUCGCAGACAAGGGUACUCUCAGUCGAGACUACCAGAAUUUACUGAGCAAGAAAAACAAUAUAAUAAAGGAACUUUUGACUUUGUUGGAAUCAAUCAUUAUACAAGUAACCUAAUUUCUAAUCAUCCUAAUCCGUAUUCCAAACCAGGACUAGAAAAUGAUAAAGAUAUUAAAAGUUUCAAGGAUCUGAGUUGGCCAAGAUCAAAUUCCAAUUGGUUAGCAGUAAAUCCAUGGGGAAUGAGAAAGAUAUUAAACUAUGUUAAAACAAGAUAUAAUAAUCCACCUAUUUAUAUCACUGAGAAUGGUAUACCUGAUGAUCAAUUGGAUGAUGAACAGAGAAUUAACUACUAUCAACGUUACCUUAAUGAAGCUUUAAAGGCUGUACAAGACGGCGUUAAUUUGAAAGGUUACAUGGCGUGGAGUUUAAUGGAUAAUUUUGAAUGGGAUUUUGGAUAUAGUAUCAAGUUUGGGAUGCACCAAGUCGACUUUAAUGACCCAAACAGAGCUCGUACCCCGCGAAAGUCGGUAGCAAUGUAUACAAAGAUAAUCAAGGACAACGGCUUUCCAUUGAAAGAUAUGUCGACAUAUCCCGAAGAUAAUUUGAUACAAGGGAAAUUCCCUUCUGAUUUUAUGUUCGGGGUAUCAACAGCGGCUUAUCAGAUAGAAGGUGCUUGGAAUGUGGAUGGUAAAGGAGUGAGUAUAUGGGAUAAUUUCACCCACACACCGGGUAAAACACACGGUACUGGAGAUGUUGCUGAUGAUAGUUACUAUAAAUAUUCACAAGAUAUACAGCUACUUAAAGAUUUAGGGAUAAAAACUAUUCGAAUAUCCAUUUCCUGGACCAGAUUGUUACCAGACGGUACAAUCGAUAAUAUAAAUCAGGCCGGUAUAGAUCAUUAUAAUAAAGUUAUUAAUGAACUGAUAGCUAAUGGUAUAACACCGUUUGUAACACUUUACCACUGGGAUUUACCACAAAAACUACAAGAUGAUGGUGGAUGGUUAAACAGAACUAUUGUUCAGAGAUAUCACGACUAUGCCAACCUUUGUUUUAAGAGUUUUGGAGAUCGGGUGAAACAUUGGAUCACAUUCAAUGAACCGUUCUGUAUAUCAUAUCUUGGUUAUGAAAGUGGAGUACAUGCCCCUGGAAUAAAGAAUAAUACAGCAGUCUACAUAGCUGGACAUAAUGUACUCUUAUCACAUACAGCUGCUUACAGAUUGUUUCAAAAUAGUUAUCCUGGACAAGGUAAGGUAGGUAUCACCCUCGAUGUCCUUUGGGAGUAUCCAAAAACCAACUCAACAGAAGAUGUAGAUGCUGCAUACAGAGCUAUAGAUUUUAAAUUUGGUUGGUUCCUACAUCCUAUUGUGUAUGGGGAGUAUCCACCAUCUAUGAGGUCAGCUGUAGAUAGGAAAAGUAAACUACAAGGUUUUCCACAUUCUCGAUUACCCAAUUUUACUAUGGCUGAGCGACAAAUGAUCACAGGAGCCUAUGAUUUUAUUGGUAUCAACCACUAUACGACCAAUAUAGUAGAAUACAAGAAGUUAUCAGAUACUGUACCAGGCUAUUAUAAUGAUCAGGAUGCUGUUUUCAGUUUAGAUCCAAAAUGGCCCAAGGGUAUACCUACAAGUUAUUUCGCGACAGUACCAUGGGGUAUGAGAUAUAUAUUAGAAUAUAUCAAAGAUAUGUAUAAAAACCCAGAAGUCUACGUUACAGAAAAUGGUUUUGAUGGCUGUGGUACUAUGUUAGAUCAAGGCAGAAUAGAUUAUAUUAAAGGCUACAGUAACAAUGUUUUGCAAGCUAUUAAUAAUGGAUGUAACGUUAAAGGUUAUUUUGUUUGGACUCUUAUUGAUGAUUUUGAGUGGUUGGGUUAUAAAGACAGAUUUGGUCUGUUUUACGUCGACUUCACUGAUCCGAAUCUUUCAAGAUAUCCACGAUCUUCAGCAUUCUUCUACGCCACAUUGAUCAGAACACGGGGAUUUGAUCAGGCUGUUUUGGACUUCAGAUCAUGUAAGACUUAUAUAGUAAAUCAAUAG